CUGAAUAAUUUGCGUAAGUGCUUCAACAAUAUAAAGCUGGGAAUAUUAUAACUCUAUAACAUUGUAGUUUUCUGAUUUUCCAGGACAUCACAUUGAGAAACUUUGUUGGCACCUUUGAGAUUCUUAUAAGAGACUCAAAGACUCUGGAGAUUCACAAGAGAACAUCAAAGCGCUGUUACUUUCAAACGCAUGAACUAACAGUGUGUUCCACAGAUGGAGUGAUGACAGUGGUGGCGACCACUACAAAAACCUGGCCAACGGUACCACCCAGCAGCACAACCCUUUUAGACAGAAGAUGCAGACCCAAGGCAACAGAUGAAACGAGGGUCAUGUUUUCUUUUAGUGUGUCCACAUGUGGGACUAGAUUAUUGGUGGGUGACGGCUACAUUGUUUAUGAAAACGAGGUCGUUUCUGAUGGAGGUGCUGUAACUGACCAGGAAACGGCCAUUACAAGGGAAUCAAAAUUCAGGUUCACUGUGAGAUGCUUCUAUCCACUUGACUCUGUUCAACAGGUUUUUACAUCCAGACUGUUUGAAGAUCCUAGCUUUGGACAACAAGGAAACCUUAUCAGCUCUCACACAGCCUCUGUUUUUGACCCUAAACCUUGGCCGAAACAAACUUUCUUACAGCCAGAUCAAGUCUGGCAGAGGCUGCUGUGCAACAGAUAAGGAGGAUACACAAUUUCUGCAAAGAGGACUUCCACACCCUGGCUAUACGUCAGAAAACGGUUACGACGCCAACAAUAUUCCAUAUCCAUACAGGCGUUCCCAACUCAAGGAAUCUGGUGCGCAAUUUACCCCUCAAAUGAUUAUCAAACACAACUCUGGUCCAUCUAUGACAAAUGCAGGGCAGCAAGACUUUUUUAAUGGCUUGUUUGAGGACAAGUCAUUCCUUGUUGAUGUCCCACAGAAAACUAUGAAAAUGAGUAUUCUAAAUCAAGACAAUUCUGUGAUGAUUGGUAACCAUUCAGCUUCAGCUUUCUACAAGGGAUCAAAAAAUGCAUCACACAUCGUAAAUGAAACCUUGCUUUCCUUUUUACAGUCUCUCAAUACCACCGGUUAUCCAACAAACUACAAUCUAAAUAGCAAUGAAGUGAGUGACCAGCUUCACCUAAGAGAAAACAUGGACAAUUACACUCCUGACAGUGGUUUUCAACAUUCCUCGGAUCAACUAAUUAUCAAUCUGCCUUCAAAUAAUUCUUCGCGCUACACAAAAAAUAUUAUUUCUAACAAAUUCGAAGCAAGCAAAAGUGAAUGGGACCAAAAACAUUCGAAGAGUUAUAUACUUCCCACAUUCAACAUGAAGAGUAAGAGCAAACUUGCCACUGAAAGCAGUACUCAGCCACUUAAAGAGUACAGAUGGGAAAAUGAAGGCCUUGUAGCAGGCGAGCAUAAUUUCAUGCAUGAAGAUGAUUAUAAUCCAAGGAAAUUACUUACUAUGCAUACACAACAGCAAAAAGACAAAGAUGGACAUUUUCGUUCUGAUCAUAAGCUUUCAACAAUAAAACCAUCAUAUGACAAAUUGAGAGGGACUCUGUUCUUCCCUGGUAAAAGAAGCCGUUACGGUUCCAGCAUUCAUAAAGGAAUAAUAAGAGGUAAUUUUCCAUUUCUGAAUUAUGUAUAGUACAAUUAAGCAACAUGCAGUAUCAUACAACAGUAAAUUUAAGCAAUAUUCUAAUGCUGAACCAAACAUUCUUUCCUAGGAUGACCAUGGAGGCUGUAAAAAAUAUGAUUUCACUGUUAAAUAAAUAGUGAAUCCAAAUUGUGAACUUUGCUUCUUG
Megalobrama amblycephala (Wuchang bream) is the source of this 1780-nucleotide messenger RNA. RefSeq names its product zona pellucida sperm-binding protein 4-like. Bases 222 to 668 code for a protein of 148 amino acids. Lineage: Eukaryota; Metazoa; Chordata; Actinopteri; Cypriniformes; Xenocyprididae. The record is from RefSeq and is a predicted model, not a curated record. The transcript has 5 exons.